Messenger RNA from Heterostelium album PN500, 285 nucleotides. RefSeq lists its product as uncharacterized. The record is from RefSeq and is a predicted model, not a curated record. The transcript is spliced from 2 exons. Lineage: Eukaryota; Evosea; Eumycetozoa; Acytosteliales; Acytosteliaceae. Bases 1 to 285 code for a protein of 94 amino acids.
AUGGGAAUUGUUUCGAAAUACGAAUUACCAGAGGACUUUGAAGAAUAUAGAGGUGAUAACAUUGAAGAUCAACUCCCCGGCUACAAAUUUGCUUUGGCUAACCGCGAUCCACAACUCUUCUAUGCAUUUAAAGUUGAAAAAGAAGAAGAAACCGUCGAUGACUACAAGCAAGCCAUUGCAAAGACUCUAUCCAUUCCAUUAGAUAAUACACUUUUGAAAUCAACAACCUAUUUCAUUGUACAAACAACCAAUAAACAAUUGAUUGGUUACAAUAACAACAAAUGA